AUGGCCUGGCCGUUGUGUGCCCGUGCUGCGUGGCAGCGGCCUUGGGUCUGUCUGCUUCUGGCCGUGUGGUUGGCUACGAUCAUCUUUCCCAACCCGACUCAAGCUGAAGAGAGAAUUCUACGCCGACGCAGCCAAUUUGAUAUCAUCAAGCAACACGCCAGCAAGUAUCUUCCCGAGGUCAAUGUGACCGAGGUGGUGGAACACCUCGCGUCGCAGCCUCAAUUGCCUCCCUGGAUCUCCCAAUCGACCGAACUCUUGGUCCUCUGUGGCCUCAGCGCAGUCGGCGCUCGGCCCCUGCCAGCUCUCGGAUUUAUUCUCCUUGGUGCUCUUUUGGCCUAUCUUGCUCUACGGCGACACCUUCACCGCGAAAAUCUGACUGUUGAAUCCUGUCGCUGGCUCAACGCGUGGUGGGCGCAUACCCAACUCGACUACAAUCAAGAGCGCAUGCUUGAAGCUGCCGCUCAGCUUCUCAACAGCACUCUUCAUGGUAUCAAGGAAUCGCACCUCGCCACCACCCAGGUUCGCUUCAAUGUCACGCGCGUAGACAUGCCUCCCAAUUUUCGACCCCUCCUGAGUGGGAUCCAGGCCACGCAAGUUGCUGUCGGUGACAGUGAUGCUGUUCGUCGCGUGCGUGUCCAACUCGAGGUGAACUUUGAUCUGACACAGGCAGAUGAAACUGAUUCAAUCAUGAUCGCCAUCGAGCUGGCCAAUGGCCAACACAGCGAUAUUCGUUUGGCGGCCUGCCGCGGAAAGGCGGCCAUGUGGUGGGAAACCGAUCGCAGCACGCCCAUCAUCAACCUCAGUGUGUUGCAGAUGGAUGUCCUCGAGGCACCUAGAAAAAUCGUCGAGGCCAAGUUGUGCGCGGCGCUUGAAGCCUGCAUGCAAGAUCCCGGGUCUCUCAAGUGGCCGGCACGUGAUGUUGCCUCCGUCCAAGAUUCCACGAGUACGGCCAUGGGGCCAACGUCCAGAGGCUCCCUCAGUGUGGCUCCUGUGAGCGUUCGUCCCAAAGUGAAGAUCACCUCGAGUGGACAGCCCACGGGCCGUUCGCUAUACGAGCAAGAUUCACACGGUGCAGGGACGCUGAACGUGCGCAUUCAGGGCGCUCACCUCAAGCUCGACGAGGCCAUCUCCACGCUGGCUGCGCUUUAUGUUGACGCGCCCUUUCAGGAGUGCAAGACUCACAACUGCCCCGAAAGUCUCAGCCCCGAGUACAACCAGGAAUUCUCGCUCGAGAUUGGUGAAGAGUCAGAAUCCAUUGCGGUGCACAUUAUCGAUGCCAACGACGACAACCAUGUUCUCGGCUUUGGAAGCAUCAGCGUCGAGGAGCUGUCCCACAAGCCGUCAGGUCAUGUGGUGCAGCUGACCGCUCAGCCUCAGGCCAUGGGCGUCGGUCGAGGCACAGUGCAGUUGUUUGCAAACUUUACCCGUGCAGCCCGGGAAGUGCGACUUUCAAACCGCAUGGAGGUAUCAGAUGCUGGAACCGAGCCUGAGGCCGUGCCCAUGUCGCCCGUCCUCUCGCGCCUGGCCAACCCCGGCAUGAGCCGACACAACUCGACGCAGGUGUUCUCGCGUCGGCUGGCCCUGGCCCCGCCCUCUGCACGCCGGUCGCGCACCCGACGGAGUGGACAGGGUGGUCUGCGCUCUGUGUCGGAUGUGGUGCCGUAUGACAACUCUAAUGCGGAGGGAGCCGCACGAGAAGCCUCAACACAGUCUGGCUCUCUUUCACGUAAUACACUGAACCAGGAGGCUUUGAGACAGCUGGAUGACGACUUUGACCGGUCACGGGGCCGAGAUAGCAUGAGCAUGCUCUCGGGCAUUUCGUAUCAAAGUGACACCCCUUCUGCAUUUAUUGACCAAUUCCACGAGGAGAUUCUGGCCACGGUCUUGGAGCUGGUUGAGACUUUUCACACCUAUGGCUCUCAUCUACGGCUGGCCAACGCCCACGACAUUGCACCACCGGUGUCUCGAUUCACCGCCAAGACGCGCCGCAACUUUGUGUCCAAGCGACACGCCUUUGUGCAGGUGAAGCCCGGGCGUGCCAUGGCGUGCAAUAUUACGGGCGUGCACAUUCGUAGCCGCAAGCAGCACCCGCUCCAGUGUCGCUUUUGUGGAAUGAUCGUCGUGCAGGCCGCAUUGCCCAAGUUGGAGGACUUGUGCACACAGUGCCAGCUGCCUGAUCUUCCCGGGCCAUCCGAUCCCCGCAAUGUGCUGCACAGUUUUAGCUUUACGGCCGAUUUUGCCAAGAGACAGCUGCUCAACAGUGCCUCAGCAACCAGUCCGGGGCUGGGGCGGGCGGAGAAUGGCUUGGAUGAUCAUGCCAACUCAGCCUUUGUUUACUAG
Molecule: messenger RNA, 2340 nt
Organism: Monosiga brevicollis MX1
Lineage: Eukaryota; Choanoflagellata; Craspedida; Salpingoecidae
Exons: 16
Coding region: 1-2340 (779 amino acids)
Source: RefSeq, a predicted model, not a curated record